Messenger RNA from Ramularia collo-cygni, 1620 nucleotides. Its product is annotated as related to nuclear localization protein NPL6. Bases 1 to 1620 code for a protein of 539 amino acids. The record is from RefSeq and is a predicted model, not a curated record. Lineage: Eukaryota; Fungi; Ascomycota; Dothideomycetes; Mycosphaerellales; Mycosphaerellaceae. The transcript has a single exon. Gene Ontology annotation, cellular component: nucleus. Gene Ontology annotation, molecular function: chromatin DNA binding.
AUGUCGUUCGCCUCCACCGUUCCCCCGCACGCCGUGCAAACGCCGCAAAUUCGCACGCAAUCGCUUCCGCACGGCUCGCCCAGUCAGGCAUCGCCACAGCGGUCCACACCCGGGUCGGCAUCAAAACCAGCGGUGAUCAAGGCGCUGCCGACUGUGCGCGAUCAUACCACCGAUCAACUUGGACCAGAAGGCGACGAAUAUCUGCCACGCGAAGUCGACGAGCAUGGCGAGACAAAAGUCUCGCGGGAUGGAUACGCUCUAGAUGGCCGCAAGUACAAGUGCCGGACCUUUCAAGUCCCCAACAGAGGCGACAAGCUAUUCAUGCUUGCCACCGAAUGUGCUCGUGUUUUGGGCUACCGCGAUUCCUAUCUGCUAUUCAAUAAGAAUCGGUCGCUAUUCAAGAUCAUCGCCAACCAGCCGGAAAAGGACAACCUCAUCCAACAGGAAAUCCUGCCAUACUCAUACCGGUCCAGACAAAUCGCAAUUGUCACGGCUCGCUCCAUGUUUAGGCAGUUUGGCAGUCGUCUGAUUGAAGGCGGCAGACGUGUGCGGGACGACUACUGGGAGGCAAAGGCCAUUAAACAGGGCUUCACCGAGGAGGACGCCGCUGGGGAGAAACGUCCGGGAGCUGCCAAAGCGCGAGAACAGGCAGCUGCGGAGGCGAGUCACGCCAACGCCUUGACCUCUCUUCCCCAGGGCGAAAUCAUCUACAGCAAUACUGGGCAUGGAUUUGAUGGUCAACCGCCUGGAAUGAGCCCAGUGUCGCUUGCGCCGCUGUCUAUGAUCCACAUCCAAGCCGAUGACUUACGCUCUGGCGGCGUGGGAGGAAACGUGAUUCGACCCAGGCAGGACAUUGCGGGUCCCCCAUAUCACGAUCGGAUUCAAUCUAGCAAUCCUAAUGAAAUCCUGUCGCAAGCCGGCCAGGCUGCCGAGUACAACAAGCAGCUUAGUCAAACGCGGGAACAUCGUCACAAGUACCUCGAUGACUACUGGCGACGACCACAUGAGCAACCGACCACCGAAGGGGCAUCCGAUAUGAACACUGUGGCGCCGCAAGAUUUGCAAAGCCCGCAAGCCGUGGCUGGUAUGAGUCAACAUCGUGGGCAGGAUCAAAUGUCGAGCUCACAAAUGAUGGCGCAAAACUACGGCGGCUACUCACAUCAGCAACAAGCCAUGACCUCACCUGUUCAGACCAUGCAUCGUGGCGUAGCUCAGCCUCAGAUGCAUCAAAGCUCUCCCGCAAUGAACAUGGGCGGAUCGGCACAUCGUCAGACACCGUCAUACGGCGGCUACAAUCAAAAUCAGAUGUGGCCUCCCCCUCAGCCGCAACCGUCUCCACUGUCGCAGUCGCAGUCCCAUGUCUCGGCGUACGGCCAGCAGCAGCAGCAACAGCAACAACAUCACUCACCCAUGCCGCCGCCACAGAUGCCGCCGCAGGGAAUGGGAUAUCCGCAGAUGAACCAAAUGGGCAAUCAAGCUUACGCCGGCAUGGCCCGCAGCAUGUAUCAGCAGAAUCCGAGUCAGUUCAACAUGGCGCCACAAACGGGUGCUGGUCAGCAGCCGGGAAUGCAAGGCUGGUCCGCUCCUGGAUCUUUGCCCCAGAAUUAUGGCUAUCAGUGA